This is a messenger RNA of Mercurialis annua (annual mercury), 1107 nucleotides long. RefSeq lists its product as uncharacterized. The coding region runs from base 106 to 903 and encodes 265 amino acids. The record is from RefSeq and is a predicted model, not a curated record. The transcript has 3 exons. Gene Ontology annotation, cellular component: BRCA1-A complex; BRISC complex. NCBI's taxonomy places the organism in Eukaryota, Viridiplantae, Streptophyta, Magnoliopsida, Malpighiales, Euphorbiaceae. Gene Ontology annotation, biological process: positive regulation of DNA repair.
CUUGGAAACGCAGCGUUUUAGUUGGCAGUUUAGGCCAAGCAGCACCCAGCUGCUCCAGCUCUUCUUCUUCCCCAAACAAAAAUCAAUUUUUCUUGAGAGAGAGAGAUGGAGAGAGUAGCGGUGGAAAGAACCGCCGGCGGAUCAGGAUCAUCGGGGAGAGGCAAAUACACAUUAAAACCAACGAGAAUAAACAGCGAGGACAUAAUAUUUUGCGUAGAUAUCGAUGCAGAAUCAACGGUCGAAAUGAAAACUACUGGCCCAACCGGUCGACCUUUAACCAGAUUGGAAGCUAUCAAGCAAGCUAUUCUUCUCUUUAUCAACGCUAAGCUCUCUAUUAGUCCUGAUCAUCGCUUCGCUUUUUCAACUCUUUCGAAAUCCGGUUCUUGGUUCCGAAAGGAGUUCAGCAGUGAUGUUGAGUCUGCAAAUGCUGCUCUUAGGGGACUCUCAGCUGGUUCAUCUUCUUCUGGUCAAGCAGACUUGACACAUUUAUUCCGCUUAGCAGCUCAUGAAGCCAAGAAAUCACAUGCUCAAAACCGAAUUUUAAGAGUGAUUCUAGUCUACUGUAGAUCAUCUAUUCGACCACAACACCAAUGGCCGGUAAACCAGAAACUCUUUACCUUUGAUGUGAUGUACCUCCAUGAUAAGCCUGGACCCGACAACUGCCCCCAGGAUGUGUAUGAUGCACUUGUUGACACACUUGAACAUGUUAGCGAGUAUGAAGGUUACAUCUAUGAGACUGGGCAGGGUCUACGAGUCCUCCUCCGCUAUAUGUCCAUUCUUUUAGCUCACCCACAACAACGUUGCACACAAGAUGACAUUGACAUACCUAAAUCUCUAGCAAAAAGAUCUUCUGCAGCUGAUUCAGGAAAUGGUGAUGAUAGUGUUCCUGUAUCCAGCCAAUGAUAUCAUGAAUAGUUCCGCGAACGAGUUGAUGUUGUUUCUUGCCGGAUGUCUUUGAUUAAGUGUUAGCUUUAGUUUUAUGUGUGCUGUUGAGCUUUUGCUGACGUUUGAUGAGCAUAUGGGACAUUCAAACCCUGUGUUUUGUACAAGUUGUAAAUCCAUGUUUUGGAAUUUCAGUUGAUCAUUUAUAGAAUUCAUGUUUAGGAA